AUGUCUUCACAAGCAGCUUGGACUGACAAGGAGCGCCUGACCUACCUCUUCGCUCUGAUCGAGAAGUCCAACGUCAAGUUCGACUACAACGCUACUCCACGUCCUGAAGGUCGCACCGUCGUCGCGUGCCAGCGCAUGAUGGAGCGCCUGAAGUCGACUCUCAAGAAUGAGCUGGAGGCGUUGUACGAAGGCAGGCCCAUCGAGGAGCGCACGCCAAAGAAGGCUAUUCCUACUAGUACUCCACGCAAGCGCAAGGCCAAGGCUGCCGAUGCAGACGCUGAGUCUCCCACUACUCCUUCCAAGCGCGGCCGCAAGAACAAGAACAAGUCCGAAGCCGUUGUCGAGGAGGAUGCUGCCGCCGAUGCCGAUGACGAGAGGAAGGAAGCUGGUGUCAAGCAUGAGCCUAAGAACGAUGACGAAGAUGAGGAGGAAAUCUAA
Messenger RNA from Pyrenophora tritici-repentis Pt-1C-BFP, 438 nucleotides. RefSeq names its product HMG17 domain containing protein. The record is from RefSeq and is a predicted model, not a curated record. Lineage: Eukaryota; Fungi; Ascomycota; Dothideomycetes; Pleosporales; Pleosporaceae.